AGCUCCAUGUGCAAGCGGGGCGAAGCAGCGCAGAGAAGAGUUUGGUGUGUUUUUAGUUUGUGACAGAAAAACAAGUCUCUGAAUGAAAACACAAACCUGCAGCGGAGAAGUUUAACUUGGAGAUGACGGGUUGGAUAUUGAGCUGAAAUAUUCACAGAAGAAGAAAAGACGAGGAAUAAAGCAGGAGAAGAAGAAGAAGAAAUCCCGGCGUUUAAAAUUUAAAGUCCGGAGGAGAGAACUCUGCGUUUAUUAAAGGAUGCUUCUCUCUCCUGCUGCUGUGUGACGAAACCAAAGAUGGACAGAGAACACCAAGAAAGGAGAGAGGAGGAAGAGGAGGAGGCGGAGGAAGAGAGGACAAGUGGGCUGGGAGAGAAGGACAGAAUACUAAAAACCCCACCCAGGAGGAGAGAAGAGGAGGUAGACGAGGAGGAGGAGGAGGAGGAGAUGAUGAUGAAGGCAGGUGCCAAAGACAAAGAGAUUGGUGGACACACUCCGAUCUCUGCCUCCUCCUCCCUCACCUCCUUUCCUUUCCUCACCUCCUCUGUGUGCCGAGGAAGAGGAGGCAGAGGAGGAGGCGAGGACGGGGAGGAAGACGAGGUCAGAGUCGCCAUAGUCACCAUCGAGGAUGAGUCCUGUCCGUCCGAGCCUUUUGGCACGGAGACGACCAAUCAGAUCACACGGACAGAGGACGGAGGAGACGUAAUGAAGGAAGGAGAGACAGAAGCAGUGAAAGAGGAGGAGAAGGAUGAGGAGGAGGCAAACUGCGAUGAAAGAGAGGAGGAAGAGGAGGAGGAGGAGAAGGCAGAAAUGACGUCACCAUCGCUUCACCUGCAGAGUCAGAUGAAGAGGAAGUUGGAUCAUGGUCCAGAUGGCCGUCCGUUUCCUUCAGGGAAGAAGCACUGCAAGGGCAAUGGAUACCUCAGUCCUUCCAGUCUGGUUCAGGCCACCACACCAACAACAUUUGGUGACCUACGGCUGGCCAAUGGGCAUUCGGCUCAGCGGCGGCGAGUCACCUCCGGCCCGCCCCCCUCUGGCCUGCAGGACUGGCUUCAUACCUUCCAGACGUGGAGCGGUCCUGAGAGAUUAUUGGCUCUGGACGAGUUGAUUGACAGGUGUGAGACCAGUCAGGUGAAACACAUGAUGCAGGUCAUCGAGCCUCAGUUCCAGAGAGACUUCAUAUCCCUGCUGCCCAAAGAGUUAGCUCUGUACGUGCUGACCUUCCUGGCUCCCAGAGACCUGCUGCAGGCCGCUCAGACCUGCAGGUACUGGAGGAUCCUGGCUGAAGACAACCUGCUGUGGAGGGAGAAGUGCCGAGAAGAAGGUGUGUCAGAGUAUGCGUCAACUCGUCGUAGGAAGUGCUCACGGCCAGGUGUGGCGGUCAGUCCUUGGAAAUCGGCCUACAUUAGACAACACCGCAUAGAGAACAACUGGAGGAAGGGAGACACACGGGAGCCCAUGGUGUUGAAAGGUCACGAUGACCACGUGAUCACGUGUCUGCAGUUCAGUGGUGACCUCAUUGUCAGCGGCUCUGAUGACAACACGCUCAAAGUCUGGUCCGCCAUCACCGGCAAGUGUCUGCGGACGUUGACGGGUCACACCGGCGGCGUGUGGUGCAGUCAGAUGGCGGUCGCCACGGUGAUCAGCGGCUCCACCGACCGGACGCUGCGCGUGUGGGACGCCGAGAGCGGCGAGUGUGUCCACACGCUGUACGGACACACGUCCACUGUGCGCUGCAUGCAUCUCCACGGCAACCGGGUGGUGUCGGGCUCCCGGGACACGACGUUGCGCGUGUGGGACGUGUCAACGGGCCGCUGCGAGCACGUGCUGACGGGCCACGUGGCGGCGGUGCGCUGCGUUCAGUACGACGGGCGCCGCGUGGUGUCGGGCGGCUACGACUACAUGGUGAAGGUGUGGGACCCCGAGACAGAGGCGUGUCUGCACACGCUGCAGGGGCACACCAACAGAGUGUACUCACUGCAGUUUGAUGGUGUGUUCGUGGUGAGCGGCUCGUUGGACACGUCAAUCAGAGUCUGGGACGCAGAGACAGGUGGGUGUGUCCACACGCUGACGGGCCACCAAUCGCUGACCAGCGGCAUGGAGCUGCGUGACAACAUCCUUGUGUCGGGGAACGCCGACUCGACGGUCCGAGUGUGGGACGUGCGGACGGGACAGUGCCUCCACACACUGCAAGGUCCCAACAAGCACCAGUCGGCGGUGACGUGCCUGCAGUUCUGCAGAGGUUUGGUUCUGUCCAGCUCCGACGACGGGACGGUCAAACUGUGGGACCUGAAGACCGGAGCCUGGCUGCGAGACGUGGUGGCCCUGCAGAGCCGCGGAUCAGGUGGCGUCGUGUGGCGAAUCAGAGCGUCCGAUACUCGGCUGGUUUGUGCUGCCGGCAGCAGGAACGGGACGGAGGAGACCAAACUGCUGGUGCUGGACUUCGACCUGGACGACAAGAAGAAGGAGACGGAGUGAGGAAUGAAGCAAAGACGCCAUAAAAGAAGUUUGGAAGUUAAUUUCAUUUUGACCAAAGUCAUGGCUGGAUCCGCUUCCUCCAGCUGUCAGACAGACAGGUAUGAAUGUCGCAACACAUCCUGAUUGGCCGGCAGACAUAUGGACUCAUUGGGAGGACAGCUGGACGGACAGAACAUCCACUAUGACCUGGAUACCCAAUGUGGAUGAUACAAAAAUGGCCAAAAUAUCAAAACUUUGACUUCAUAUAGCUGCACUGACAUGGACGACGCCAUAUUGGACGCCACAAUCACCCAAAUGACCAUCGCAAACAUGGCGACAAAUGAAUGUUUUUGCCGCUUUGACGGACAGAAACAAGGAUGUACGUUCUUUUCUACGACACACGGUGAAUGUUUGACAAACAGACAGACAGACAUACGGAUACGUGCUGAUCAAAAACGAUUCAGAUGGAUGUUCAUGGAUGGAUGGUUGAAUGUAACCGAUGGAGGGACGAGGGCAUUGACUUCUAUUGCUGCUGAACCAAUGAGGAGCUCUACAACGCCGAUAAACAUAACAAUCCAAAUGUACCAAAUCUUGAAGGCCAGAGACACGCGGGCAACUUCUUGAGGCAAUGGGACGGGCAAUGUUGCUUUGAAUCAGUAUUGUUUUCAUACCAGCAGCCAACCUACGGCGGCUUAUUAGGGCCACUGUAGGUUAAAAAAAAAAUAGAGCGGGGUACUGGGGUAAUAAUAAAUAACCUUAGAAUUUCAAAGAUUAAAGUUGAAAUUUCACAAGAAAAAUCAACAAAAUUUACAAGACAAACUGUAGUGAGGAAUUUGUGUUGGAUGAAUGAGUCAAGCACAGGACUUUCACCCAGGGGACCAGGGUUUGUGUCCCAUGUGAGCCAACAUUGGCUUUUUAUUUUCAGUUUUUGGGAUGUAUAAAGCUGCUGAAUGCACACUGUUUACACAAAACUCAGCCGAAUAGCUGAAUAGACUCGUUGGUUGUAACGUCAAUGUCUUGAAUGAUGAAUUUCAAACAAAUGUCUCGACUAGACGUUGCCAGGAUUUGCUGUUUACAGGUGGAGUAAAGCGAUGUGGUUUCUUGACAAAAAACAAAAGAACAAACACUAUUUUUCCUAGUAAAUUUGUUACUUUAAUCUCAGAGAAUAUUCAAUAUUUUCUCGUAAAUUUAUGACUUAGAUCUUAAAAUUCUUCUUUUUUUCUCACAAAUUUAUGAUUUUAUAAUCUCAUAAUAUUUAAAGUCCUUUAUGGUAAAUUUGUGUUUAAUUUAUGACAUAAAUCUUGGAUAUUUUUAUGCAGAUUUAUGACUUGACAAUCUCAAGUCAAGAUAAUAUUUGAGGUUUUUUGGUAAAUUUACCACUUCAGUAUCAGAGA
This is a messenger RNA of Epinephelus lanceolatus (giant grouper), 3848 nucleotides long. RefSeq names its product F-box/WD repeat-containing protein 7-like. Lineage: Eukaryota; Metazoa; Chordata; Actinopteri; Perciformes; Serranidae. The record is from RefSeq and is a predicted model, not a curated record. Gene Ontology annotation, cellular component: nucleus; cytoplasm. Gene Ontology annotation, molecular function: ubiquitin binding. Gene Ontology annotation, biological process: proteasome-mediated ubiquitin-dependent protein catabolic process; ubiquitin recycling.